Molecule: messenger RNA, 4021 nt
Organism: Canariomyces notabilis
Lineage: Eukaryota; Fungi; Ascomycota; Sordariomycetes; Sordariales; Chaetomiaceae
Exons: 5
Coding region: 408-3887 (1159 amino acids)
Cellular component (GO): nucleus; exosome (RNase complex)
Source: RefSeq, a predicted model, not a curated record
CAAAACCACACCUUAGCCAAACCCUCCAUCGACGAUAUUUGGUUUUUGCAUUGCAUCAAUCAGCAGACUCCGCCACCCUUGCGAUGUGACGACGGCCUAAAACUAUGAGCUUAUUUUUUACGCCCUAUCCAUCUCAGUUUUCAGGCCCUGAGAUUUCGCGUUCUGCUAGGUCAACCUCGAAGUAUCGGAACGAAUCAUCCCUCGCGACCCUCGCGACGCACGGCGACCGACGGUCCUUUGUCUCUGGCUAUUGCGCCAGUCUCCUUGAUCGCUACCCAGGCGGCUUCUUCUGCUGUGUUUGCGUUUGACCACGAUACGGUCUAUUUGCGCUGGACAGACGCGCCACCAAACCGCCGGCUCUUGAGAUGCCCACGUUCUAACGACGUAUUUUCCCGAAUCUCGCCAUCAUGUCACAAUACCCGUACCCAUAUCCCUAUGGCCCGUAUCAUGGCCAACAACCGCAGCAGGGCUACCACUAUCCCAAUGCUCCCCACUUUCCCGCACCUGGUUAUGCCCCGCCAAACAACCCUCCCGCCCCAGCCAUAAACCGCGCAGCGUCACAGGCCUCUUUCGAUUACAAUGCGAAUCGAAUACCGGGCCUUGGGUUAGGGCCGCCGCCGCCACCGGGCAGAGAUCCGUCGGACUUUGGGCUUGGUCCGAGUUCUUGGAUUCAGCCACCUUUCUUUCCAACAUCUGUGUCGCACGUCCCGAUGCCUCAGCCUUCCACGGCAAGCUCGCUUCUUGCGAAGCAUUCACAAGCAAACUCUGCUAGCAACGGCCCGCGGGAGACCACGAGCCUUUCGAAUCAGCCCGCUCCUCCCCCAACCCGCCCGCCCGCUAAUGCCGAUGUUGAGGAAGGCGAGUUGAGCGAAGGACAGUUUGAAGACUUGUAUGAGCCUCGGGAAUCCGAUAAAGAUGCGGCAAAACCUGUUUCCAAGCUGAUGCCUGUUACCAAUCCAAGUCAACCGACGAGCGCUGCUGACACGCCCGAUGGCGGGUUCUACGGGAGUGACGAGGGGGAAGGUGGAAAUGCUCCACGGGACAAUGAAGGUCGUGAACGGUCGGCAUCAUAUUCGCCCUUUCUGUCUCCGCGGGAAAUUCAGAGCGAAGUUCCAACACCACAGCAAGCCUCUAGUAGUGGAGACGACCCUAAGAUACAAUCAGGCUCAACUCCGGCAGUUGCGGGCGCGAGCACCACGGCUGUACCCGGCCUACAACUUAAUGCGGGUUCAACUGCAAAUCCAUCGGCCAACGACAAUCCACAGCGGUUGGAGACGCCAGCUGAAUCCAAAGAGGACUCAUUUGGUCCUUUUAAAUCUUUGCAUGAAGCAAAAAAGGAGGCGCAAAAGGCGAUUUUGCGGUUGUGGCCGCUGGGGGUGAAGUAUCAAAACUACAUUGAUGAAGGCUUCGACGAGAAGUUGAUCAAGAGCUUGUUCCGAGACCUGCACCUUGACAUGCCAAAGGCAGCCGAUGAUCAUUUGACACCUCCAAAUGACACCCCCCAGUCCGCCCGAGGGGCCAAUUCCACGGUGACCAAGCCAGGGGCUCCUGCCACUGCGCAGGCGCAACCCUCGGGUCCUCCCCUUAAGGAUUCGUCCGUUGUGUCCGGUCAAGCAGGCAAAGGGGAAGAGCGGAAAGAUCGUAUUGCACGGCUUCUUGCUGCUAAAGCUGCCAAGACACCGGCAGCAGCAAAACCAAUGCCAACCGCGCCACAGUCCAAGCCAGCGACGGUCGAACCACAAUCUCAGAGCGCCGCGCCCGCUUCCUCCACCGCCACGAAAACAAAAGCAUGGGGCGAAAAAGAACGUCUGCUCCAGCAGAAGAUAGCGGCUCUGCAAAAAUCCCGAGAAGCACAAGCACAAAAGUCGGCAGCAGAGAAGAACGAACAGAAAGACGCACAGAGGAGCAACGAUGCACUGGCCAGCUCCUCUCAAAUGAGUCGGCCAGCCGAAGCUGAAUCUAUAACAGCCUCUACCGGCCCCGAAGCGGGCCCUGCUCGCGCGUCCAGUGCCGGACUUGGUCCUUCCAUUCCUGGUUUGCUGUUAUCACCAAACUCUAAGCCCAGUUCAUCAAACCACCGCAAGAGACCAGUGGCAUCGGACUUUGUGGACUAUGCUUCAGGUCCUCCGGGACCCGCCAAGCGACCAUUCGACCCGACCCACAAGCAGACUUCUCUAAUCAUCGAUGUCAGUGACGGAUCGGAUGACGAGGAAAUGGAGUUGGACAUGGAUAUGAGCUCCCCAGUUGAGACGUCACCCAUUCAAUCCAGUGAUAAUAGGACCCAGGGUGGGCCCUCUAUCCGUGACUUCCCACCGCUCACGGACACCUUUUCUCCCCGUCAGUUUUCAAGCCCUGCCCCGUCACUCACACCGCCCAGUAGCUCAGUCAACGGAACGAGGCGAGUGAGUGAAUUAGAAUCCAAAGAGAAGGCAAUUCAAGAGAUGAGAAGGAAAAUUGCAUUGGCAGAGGCGAGACGGAAAGCGAAGCAAAGCUCAGGAGGCUCUCUAACACCAAAUCCAGCGGGGUGGACUCCGGAACCCAAGGAGAGCGAAACGUUUCCGCCCAAUGGAGGUGAGCGGGCCGAAUCCAUGGGCAGCCCCAUCCAGCCAGAUAGGCCUACUUCCCAACCCAUGCUUGAUGGCUCGUUGACGACGCUGCCGAAUUCCUCGGAGACGUUGGAUCUGGAUCCUCUCAAGAGGACGGAACGUCGGAGUCGGAUCAUGAGCCUUGACCUGGCUCAGGUUGAUCCCUCUCUCGGAGAGAAGCUUAACCGACUGAAGCAGUUGCGAGACGAGGAAGAAAAACUGGAGGCUGAAAUUAGAAAAAGCCUGGCUGAAAAGAGGUUACUGACUGAUGAGUUGGACCAACUUGAUACCGGCCCUGAUGCCGGAAAGCAACAAGCCAAUGGCUUGGGCCCGGUCAAUAUUUCAGGCAUUUCUGAUUCUCAUGCCGAAAAUACCUCGGCAUCAUCGACUCCUGCAAUAUCCGAUGAGAGUCGAGAGGCUGGGGAUGUGUCAAUGGAGGAGACCGGUUUUCCAGAGGAGCAGACACGACGGCCAUCGGGGCCCGGCAGGCCCAACGAAUCCGAGGCGCUGGCAGCAACCACCACCGGAGGCACCGCUUUUCUACAAGACAGUUUAAGCAAUGUUAUCGAGGAGACCUCAAACGAGGAAGGCUUGGGAAUAUCAGCCCCCAAAGGGCGUGAUCCUGAGCAGAACGCCGAUCAGCCCUCACAAAAAGGCGACAUGAAUGUUGAGAUGGACGCUUCGAAUACUGCGAAUACCUUGAAUGCCUUGACUACAACCCAAGAACCAAGGGCAUUGAUUGAGAGGAAUUCCGUUGCCUCUGAAGGCCCUGGGCCAGCUGGUCCAUCUAACCCCGACGAGGAUACGCCGAUGGAGGUAGAGCCCAAAGCGUCGGAACCAGAAGCAGCAGAAGCCCCUCCUGGAGUCGAUACAGAUGAUGACACGAACGCUGCACGGCAAACGUCAGUACCAAUACCAGAUCAGAUCUCGGGCGUCGCACAGCCCCGCGAGGCGCUGCAGGAGAUGGAGAACGAGCCUUCAGGAGAAUUGCACCAUGAACCGGCGUCAAAGCCGGACCGCAAAUUAACCCCUUACCGAAGUCCUCUUCGCUAUUUCCACGCCUAUCGGUUUCAUGCCGAUUACCAAAACUCGGUUGCCGGCGGUUUGAAGUCAUUGACAUACAGCAACAGGAUUGACCCGCACAAGGAGUUCUGCCCCUUUGAACUCAGUGGAGAGCACUGUCCGCCCCAAUGCCAAUUCCAGCAUUUCAGCUCCAUUAUCCCACCUGGUGAGUCUUUCCCGACUUUGAAUGGGCUGCUAACAACAGACCUUCACGUCGCCCCUCUCGACGCUGACUCCUAGCCCUCUAUCACCCAGAUGACCAAAUCCUCCUGGAACUUGGCAAUCCGGACGACUACAAAGGCGAACAGAAGAGCCGUUUCAUCCAGGGCCUGCGGGAGCUUCUCCAGAAGUUCAAGGCCGACAGAGUCAAGGAC